AUGGAUGACAACAUCAGCUUCCAUAAGGAGAAGUCGUUCCGGAGGGGCGCUUCGUACGUGGUGACCAUGGUCGCCGAGUUUGACGAGUACACCAACGACUGGCUUUACCUUCACGAAGGCACUGUUCUUCCAAAGCCAUCCUGUUGGAAGAGGAAAUCGUCCGAUUCCGUCGAGUUCUCGGUCUGGCCAAAUGUUUCUGUUAGGGGAGGUGAGCACCCUGGUUCAUCCAGUGAAGCACCAGCAAUGUUGGUUCCGACUUUGGUUCCGGCGAGAUCCGUCAGGGAGGCCAUACAAGAGGUCAAAAUGGUCCAGAUAUGGGAAAAUGUUAUGAAGUCAUGUGAGCAAAGGGGCAGGGACCUACUGAAUUUGAAUGUCAUAACCAGUGUUGACCUGACCGAGUGGCUAAGAACAAAAGACAGUGGCAACGAGACGAUAAACCUGGGACUGUCUUCUUAUGAUAUGUUGUGCACCGUCCUCCACUCGAUCAAGGCUGGUUCCACAGGGCUACUUCUCGGCAACGGCGUGGAGGUCGAUCAGCAGAACCGGCCGCGGGACCUGCUGCUGGACUGGUUCUUCCACCCCGUGCUGGUGCUCAAGGAUCAAAUGCAGGUGCUGAAGAUGACUGAGCAGGAAGUGAGGUUCCUGGAGAGGUCGACUCUUUUCGUCGGCAGUAGUUCUGCUACUGCUGGUGCAGACGUGUGGGAUAACGGCGCCGAGACACCCCGUGAUCCCGUGAGGAUGGCGCAGAUCCAGGCGAUCAGUAAAAGGAUGGUGGGGAUAGUGAGGAGCAUGUCCAAGUUCCCGACGUACCGGAGGCGGUACCGGCAUGUGGUGAAGCUGAUGGUGGCCUACUCGGUGGAGCGGGAAGGGUCGUUCGGAUCGUCGGCGUCGGGUCCAUCCGCCUCCUUCGAAAUCACACGGCGUCGGGUUGUUUGGCUGAGACACUUUCAGACUUUUAAGGAGAAGUAUAGCGCCCUUAAUCAAAACACUGGUGUUAACAGAAGUCUUACUGAGAUGAUAAGGAAGUACCACUACCCUGGGCAGAGAAUGGCUAAAAUAACCUGCCUGUAUGAUCCAACUGUGAUGGAGUUAAUGUGGGGCAUACAGAUUUGCAUGCCAAUUUUGUUCCCCGAAGAAGAUGCUUAUCUGACUGAAGAUGACUGUGUCCCGAUAAGUCAGGGACUGCAAAAUGUCUUGAGUCGUUAUGACUGUAAUUAUGUCAACUCAGAGAUGGUCAAUGAGCGAAUUGUUACGAUGGCUUACAUCUUGCAUGAGUGUGACACUUUUGAGAAAGAGAAGUCCAGAGAUUUGCACCGUGCAGCUGCUGUCAUCAAGAAUGUGUCAGGCAUCGACACCGAGGGCUGGGGCUUAUGGAAAAUAGCAACAGCUGUGAUGAAGAUAUGGUGCGUUGAGGAAGCUCACAAUUCCUGUGAGAUUUCAGAAGACGAGGUAUCAAGGUUGCGCAAUGAUGCAGAUAAAUAUGAAGUUAAACUGGAUAAGGACGCCUGCUUGAAAGUCUCUAGACAAAUGCUGAAAGUUCUUUUUUUCAGGACUAGAAAGAAAGGACUACUGGAAUACUUUGUUGAACAUGCCAAGGAAGCAUAUGAAGCCGAAUAG
Hordeum vulgare subsp. vulgare (domesticated barley) is the source of this 1617-nucleotide messenger RNA. RefSeq lists its product as uncharacterized. NCBI's taxonomy places the organism in Eukaryota, Viridiplantae, Streptophyta, Magnoliopsida, Poales, Poaceae. The record is from RefSeq and is a predicted model, not a curated record. Bases 1 to 1617 code for a protein of 538 amino acids. The transcript has 9 exons.